AUGCGAUUACUUCUCAUAGAAUUAUGCGUUGCUGUCCUUUCCAAUGCUCUAUCGAGUCGAACAACAUUUGGACAGGAUUCACCACAAAUCGGAAGAUUUAUUACCAUGGAUCUUGACUCUCGAAUGACAUGCCUCUAUGAAACUCUGGAAAAAGACAUGAUUUUAAAAUUAAAUCUUAGUCCAGUGCUCCAAUCCCGGUUCCCAAUGGCGAUGCGUUUAACGUCACCUUCGGGUGAAUUCUCUGAAUGGGCGGAAGGAGAGGGAGAAGCGUACUUUAGACAGAAUGUCACCGAAGAUGGAGAUUAUGAAAUUUGCGUAAAUGCUCCACGUCCUGUACGUGUCGCUUUGAACAUUUUCUUCCACAAUCCGCAAAAAUUGGAAAAAGCCCUUGAUCGAUAUCUGAAAGCGCAUGAACUCAAGGGAAAUGUGCGGAAUGCCGUCACAUCAAUAACAGAACGUUUGUACAGUAUCUACUACUCGAUCAAAUUUUACAAUAAGAUCUCCGUGCGUGACGAAGCGAUGCAGGAAUCAAAUUCUGACUACAUUAGGGGUUAUGUGACACUUUUUUGUGUUAGCAAUAUUUUUGUCGCCAUAGCUCAAAUUGUUGUUGUUCGUGGAAUGUUUAGAGUGGAUACCACUCGAAUUCGUAUCUAA
This is a messenger RNA of Necator americanus (New World hookworm), 654 nucleotides long. RefSeq lists its product as uncharacterized. The record is from RefSeq and is a predicted model, not a curated record. NCBI's taxonomy places the organism in Eukaryota, Metazoa, Nematoda, Chromadorea, Rhabditida, Ancylostomatidae. The transcript has 5 exons. Bases 1 to 654 code for a protein of 217 amino acids.